Zophobas morio is the source of this 2189-nucleotide messenger RNA. Its product is annotated as zinc finger protein 64-like. Gene Ontology annotation, biological process: regulation of transcription by RNA polymerase II. Bases 927 to 2135 code for a protein of 402 amino acids. The record is from RefSeq and is a predicted model, not a curated record. The transcript is spliced from 2 exons. NCBI's taxonomy places the organism in Eukaryota, Metazoa, Arthropoda, Insecta, Coleoptera, Tenebrionidae. Gene Ontology annotation, molecular function: DNA-binding transcription factor activity, RNA polymerase II-specific; RNA polymerase II transcription regulatory region sequence-specific DNA binding.
CUUCAGCAUGUACAACACGGAAAAAAAAUCUUCAAAAUGAUGAAUUGCGUUGGUAUUACUGUCCGCAAUGCCCCUACAAAGCUAAACUCAAACGUAAUUUAACCCGUCAUGUAAGAAAUCACAAUAUGAACAAGCGCUAUGCAUGCAACAAGUGUCCAUUUCGGAGUAAAUAUAACUCGAGUUUAAGAAACCACAUAAACCAAAUGCACGUGGACGAACAAGACGUUAAAUGGCACGAGUGUGUUAAAUGUCCUUUCAAGACCAAAACGAAAGGCAGUUUAACAAGGCACAUUAAUACGUUACACUUGAACGACGAAGACGUUAAGUGGUACGAAUGCACUGAGUGUCCUUUCAGAGCCAAGUAUAAAAAGUCUUUGAAGCUACACGUGACUGUAAAACAUCUAGAUGAAGAAAAAAUCGAGUGGCAUAAAUGUGAAGACUGUUCGUACAAAAGUAAAACGAAAGAUCAUUUAAAACAUCACGUGAGGGUGCAUUUGGACAUUAAAUCGUAUCAGUGCGAGUAUUGUCCGUAUAAAGCGAAACGCAGUGGUGAUUUAAGGAGUCAUGUGAAUUUCCGUCAUUAAACACUUUUUAACAUGUCAAAUUCUGAAUAAAAGUUUCAUUUUUUCGUUUGCUCAGAAUAUUUUAAUUCGAUUUCGAUUUUUAAGGGAAAGCUAACUUUGGCAACGCAGCUUCAUAAUUAGAUGCUGAUUGGAUGAUCGAAUUCAUAACCUUAUUUUUAAUACCCUUUUUAAACUAAAAAAAAACAACUUGCAAAUGACUAAAUCGGUAUGUCCUUAUCGAAGAAGAUCGUGAAUGCAUUAUGAAAUGUUCAUCUUCCGAUUAAACGCUAGCUUGGUUUAGCAACGCUGCUGAAGUUUACAUUUUUGAGGUUAUGUGCAAAAGGAAAAUGUUAGACAACCAAGAUGUCAACACUCAAGUAUUCCGAAGCAUCCAUAGCCCAAGGAAAACCGUCAUCGAAAAACGUCCACAAGUGUAAAUUGUGCCCCUAUUUUACAACUUCGUUUUUCCUUCUGACCAACCACGUGAGACGACACCGUUCCCCGUUGUGUGUAGACGCCAAAAUCGAACUGUAUUACUGUACAGACUGUGAUUUUAAAACAGAACUAACGAUUCUGUUCAAACAACACAUUGUCAAACACCACAGCUUUAAACGAGAAUUUAGAGACGAUUUAUCAAGUCAGGACUUUGUUAUCGAAAACUACGUUUGCAAAAAAUGCGACUUUGAAACAAAUUUCUCGUUGAAGUGGCUUCAGCAUUAUUCAGAAUGCAUGGAUGAAGACGAAUUAGUUGAAAGGGUGAGUUCUCCGAAAGAAAACCAGAUUGACCAAAUACGUUGGUAUUCCUGUAGGGACUGCUCCUACAAAGCCAAGUCUAAAAAUUAUUUAAAGCUUCACAUAGACCGACGGCAUUUAAACAAGCGCUACGCGUGCGACCGGUGUCCCUUUAAAAGUACAAGCAACCAAGGUUUAAAGAAUCACAUAAAUUGUAUCCAUUUAGCCGAACAAGAUGCCAAAUGGUACGAGUGUGAAAAAUGUCCAUUUAAAACUAAGUUAAAAAAGAGUCUAAGAAGACACACCUACUCCCGACACUUGAACGAAGAAGACGUUAAGUGGCACCACUGCAAAAAGUGUUCGUUCAAAGCUAAAAUUAAAGCAGAUUUAAAGCUACACACAAUCAGGAAACAUCUAAACGAAGAAGAAAUCAAGUGGUACGAAUGCGACAGUUGUCCGUUUAAAGCCAAACACGCGUCUAAUUUAAACCGUCACGUCAAGAAUCGACACUUGGAUGAAGAAAAAAUUAAGUGGUUCGAAUGCGAGGAGUGUCCGUUUAAAACUAAGCGCGAAAAAUCUUUAAGGACACACGUGACUACGAUGCAUUUAGACGAAGAUAAAAUUAAGUGGUACGAAUGUGUGGAUUGUUCGUUUAAAACUAAGUAUAAAACUAGUCUGAACAUGCACGUCAAUGCGAAACAUCUAGAUGAAGAUAAAAUUAAGUGGUACGAGUGUGGGAGUUGUCCGUUUAGGAGUAAAAAUUCGUCGCAUAUAAAACGGCAUGCGAUUCGUAAACAUUCGGGUUUAGAGAAGCACAUUGGUGCUAGUCAUUCAGUAUAACGAUUGUUUUUUCUUGUACCGUUUUAUAUUUGUCGACUUUAUCAAAUAAAAGUU